ACCGGAAGUGCAGCGCUUUGGGGGAGGGCAGUAUUGUGCCACGUUGAUGGAGGCCAGUGGGGACGUGGAACUGUUCCUGUGUUGAACCGGGCCAGCCGCUAACUCUGUCUCAUCACACAGUUUACACAGCCAAGGAAGGGCAUUUUAAAAGUUGACCAUUAAAGUUUCUCACCCUUUCAUACUGCUUGGAUGAGUUUGUGCAUGCUGUAUGCUUGUGACCAGUGCUAAGAGGGAAGGAUGAAGCUAAAAGAGAUAAACCGCACUGCCAUCCAGGCUUGGAGCCCAGCACAGCACCACCCGAUAUACUUGGCAGCAGGUACCUCUGCCCAGCAGCUCGACGCUACCUUUAGCACCAAUGCCUCACUGGAGAUCUUUGAACUGGAUCUGGCUGAGCCCACUUUGGCCAUGAAGUCAUGUGGGACUUUCUCCUCACCUCACAGAUAUCACAAACUAGUGUGGGGCCCAGAGGGGACUGAUGAACAGGGUCUACCCUCUGGAGUGCUCAUUGCUGGAGGAGAGACCGGCAACAUCAUUCUCUAUGACCCUUCCAAGAUCAUUGCCGGUGACAGUGAAGUUGUCAUUGCUCAGAGUGAUAAACACACGGGGCCUGUUCGAUCUCUCAGCGUCAACUUAUUUCAGACAAACCUGGUUGCUUCUGGUGGUAACGAAUCAGAAAUCUACAUUUGGGAUUUAAACAGUUUUGGCUCCCCGAUGGUUCCAGGCCCAAAAUCACAGCCAGUGGAGGACAUUAGCUGUGUGGCAUGGAACUGCCAGGUGCAGCACAUUCUAGCCUCAGCCAGUCCCAGCGGGAGAGCAUCCAUCUGGGACCUGAGGAAGAAUGACCUCAUCAUCAAAGUCAGCGACCACAGCAACAGGAUGCAUUGCUCUGGGCUGGCCUGGAACCCAGAGGUGGCCACUCAGCUGGCGUUAGCCUCUGAGGAUGACCGCAUGCCUGUCAUCCAAAUGUGGGACCUGCGCUUUGCCACUUCUCCUCUCAAAGUCCUGGAGAACCACACGAGGGGUGUUUUGGCCAUUGCUUGGAGUCUUGCUGACCCUGAGUUGUUGCUGAGCUGUGGGAAAGAUAAUCGUAUUCUCUGCUGGAACCCCAACACUGCCGAGGUCCUAUAUGAGCUGCCUACCAGCUCUCAGUGGUGCUUUGACAUCCAGUGGUGCCCCAGGAACCCAGCUGUUCUGUCUGCGGCUUCCUUUGAUGGACGUAUCAGUAUCUACUCCAUCAUGGGAGGCAGUAAUGACGUUGCCAACAGCGCCCAGGCUGAUCAGAUAAGUUCCUCAUUUGGCAACAUGGAUCCGUUCGGCACGGGCCAGACGUUGCCUCCGCUGCAGCUGCCUCAACCCACCAGUACAAACAGUACCAUCACACCGCUGAAGAAACCACCCAAGUGGAUUCGUAGACCUGUGGGAGCUUCUUUUGCUUUUGGUGGUAAACUCGUGUCUUGGGAGAAUAUCAAACCACCACCUCAGCAACCACAGCAGCCUGUGCCCCAUGUUGUCCACGUUAGCCAAGUUGUCACUGAAACAGAUUUCUUGGACCGCUCAAACCAACUUCAGGCCACCCUCACUGCAGGAACCUUUGUGGAAUUCUGCCAGAAAAAGAUUGAAGAUGCUGAGAAUGAGUUUGAGAAGACUGUUUGGGCUUUCCUCAAGGUCCAUUUUGAAGAUGAUACUCGGGGGAAAUACUUGGAACUUCUGGGAUACAAGAAGGAGGAACUAGCAUUAAAGAUUGCAUCAGCUUUAGAAGGAAAAGACCACAAGUCAGAUGAAAACAUUGAGGAUGUUUCCAUGUUUACACCCCCCACUGUUGCUCAACAACCCGUGCCAGAGGUGGCCUUGACACCAACGGUUGAUUUGGACACUACACCGCCGAUAAACCUUGUGCCUCCUGUUAACGGUGAGCCAGAACCUGAGCUGGAGCUGAGUGCUGUACAUUUGGAUGAAGAGAAACCCAGAAAUGUGGCCCUUAAUGCUGACACAUCUGAAGAGGAGGCAGCAUUGGAGGAGGUGGAAAAGAAUGGGCCUGUGGUAGAGGAGGAGGGUCCAGAACUUGAGGAGAUCCCUGUGGUUGAAGAGGAACCUGUUGCUGAUCAGAUCCCUGUACUUGAAGAGACUCCGUCUCCAUCCUCAGAAACUGUUAAAGCCAGCCAAGAUGUAGAUAGACUCAUCACCCAAGCACUGCUUAUUGGGGACUUUGAAGCUGCCGUCAACCUCUGUCUCCAUGACAACCGAAUGGCGGACAGCAUCAUCCUGGCCAUUGCUGGUGGGCCAGAGCUGCUUGAAAAGACCCAGAAGAAGUACUUGGCCAAAACCCAAAGCAAAAUUGGCAAGCUCAUCAGUGCUGUGGUAAUGAAAGACUGGCUGGAUAUUCUGGAGACAUGUGAUCUCCACAACUGGAAGGAGGCUCUGGCUGCAGUUAUGACCUAUGCCAAACCUGAGGAGUUCUCCUCCCUCUGUGGGCUGCUUGGUACCAGACUGGAGGCUGCUGAGGACUUGCCCCUGCAGGCACAGGCCUGUCUCUGUUACAUCUGUGCAGGCAGCAUGGAGCAGCUGGUGUCUUGCUGGUCCAAAGCACAGGACUCCAGCAGCCCUCUCUCACUGCAGGACCUGGUUGAGAAGGUGGUGGUGCUGCGGCAGGCAGUGGAGAAGGCUCAGGGUGGUGUGGCCCCCGCCGUGGGCGCCAUGCUGGCAGAGAAGAUGAGUCAGUACGCCAGCCUGCUGGCCUCUCAGGGCAGCCUGCAGACCGCCAUCUCCUACCUGCCCACCAACACUGAGCAGGUUGCAGUGCAGCUUUUGCGGGAGCGUCUGAGCCGAGCUCUGGGUCAGUAUGCUGCGGCCCCUGCAGCCUCCACGGUGCCGCUGCAGAACAGACAGCCAGCAGUGCCUGCCGCCAUUCCACCGCAGGCCUACGCUCCGGUCCAGCCUCAGCCUCAGCCUCAACAACUGCCCCCUCAGCCCACACCUACUGCCCCCACACAGCAGUACUACCAGCAGGGUAGGGCUGCCUCUACUGUCACUUCCUGGAGUAACCAAACCCCAACAGUUCUGCCCAGUGUCCCUCGUCCGCUAGCCCCAGCAAAAGACCUGCAGGCUGAGCCUGUUCCAGGACCCUUUGGCCCACAGUCCCCAGUGAAUGCUGGUCCUACUGCUCCCGGUGCAUUCAUGUAUUCACAGCAGUAUCAGACCUACCCCCAGGUCCAGCAGUUCCCACCUGGUGCUGGGGGACCAACUAUCUAUCAGCCUCUCCAGUACUCUUCUUCUGCAUCCUCUCCUCUUCCUCCUCCACCUUCAUCCUCUGCUCCCGCUCCUUUCUACCCCCCUCAUUUCAUGCAACCUGCUUCAUCUCAGCCUGCACCUCCGGUCUUCCCCGGACCUCUUCCUCCUCUUGCAGCAGGCCAGCCGGCUCCUUCUGCACCUCCUCCUCACUCCUCCACCUCUUCCUUCUCUCCUCCACCUUUCUCCUCCGGAGUCUCCUUUCAGCACGGCGGUCCGGGUUCUCCCACCGCUUAUCUCCCACCUCCACCCACCGGAGCUUCAGGUACACAGGCUGAGCCCGCCCUCAUCCCAGCCUCACAGAGAACAGGGGGAUUCACCCAAGAUAUCUGGUUUUUGGAAGGACCUCAGAAUGGCUGGAACGAUCCUCCUGCUCUCAGCAGAGUGCCCAAGAAGAAGAAGGUCCCAGAACACUACACUCCUCCUGCUCCCAUCACAGCACCAAUCAUGGCUCCGCUGGGAGACCCACAACAGGUGGCCCCUAUGCAGCCUCCCCAACAGCAGCAGCAGCAGCAGCAGCAGCUACCUGGACAGCCAGCUGGAGUUCCUGCCCCUUUCACCCCCAUCCAGCAGCAGCCCCUGGGACCUGCUGUCAGAAACCCUGCUAUGCCCAACAUGACUGUAGAAGGGGCACCAGGGGCACCCACUGGAGAUGUCAUACAGCCGAUGCAGUCUUUGCCUGCUGAGAAGAUUAUGAAGAAGCCCAUCCCAGAUGAGCACCUCAUUCUGAAGACCACAUUUGAGGGCCUAAUCCAGAAGUGCUUAGCUGCCGCCACAGAUCCACAAACCAAGAGGAAGUUGGAUGAUGCCAACAAGAGGCUGGAAUUCCUUUAUGACAAACUGAGAGAGCAAACUCUUUCUCCAGCCAUUGUGACUGGUCUCCACAACAUGGCCCGCAGCAUUGAAUCCCGCUCCUACACCGAUGGCCUCAACAUCCACACACACAUUGUCAGCAACAGCAACUUCAGCGAGACCUCCGCCUUCAUGCCAGUCCUGAAGGUGGUGCUAACACAGGCUAAUAAGCUGGGUGUCUGAUCUCAUGUGCGCACACACUACUUGCCAGUAUUCCCGCAACUCUGAUACAAGCCAUCAGUCAUUAAGGACCAACUUACAUUGACAUAUACCGCCAGUCUUACCGGAGCUGGAAUAGGGCAUUCCAGUUUACAGGCUUUUUUUCUUCUUUUGGUUAGUUUUUUUUUUUUUCUCCAGUUUUAUGUAUGUUUUAUGUUGCCAUUAUUUUAUAUGUGUAAUCAUGGCAGAGCAGAGUGCAAUGGGGGCGUUUUCCCCUUCUUUUCUGGAAAUUUAAUGGCAUGUUUUGAAACAAUGCAAUUUUAGGCAACUGAUGAGAAGUCUUAGGAUAAUGAUAUUUGGUCAGACAGGAUUUGCUAGCCUGUGUUUAUCAUGUAAUUGAGCUCUCAGUCAUUUGCAUUUUAAACUUUUUUUUUUGUUUCUUUAUACCUUUUAGCCUAUUGGUGUGUAUGAUUAUCAGAAGCCUUGCCAUUUCAGUGAUGUUCAACGCAGUUCCUCGCAAAGCAUUAUUGCAUUGUCUGUUGAUCAGGAUGGAUAUAAAGUCCAACAAGCAGAAAUUUUCAAUAAAUGUUAUUUAUUUUAAGUAUAAAGCUUUUAAGAUUUGAUUUAAUAUCAGCAACUAAACAGAGCUAGCAGAUCAAGAUUUGUUAUGAGGCUGCCUAGUAUUACUUUGUUUUAUAGCAUGAUAGGAUCUUGAUGAAAAAGCCACAGUCUGUUGUGGACAAAAAGAGGCGCACUAUACAAGAAUUGGUGACGUUCACCAUCAAAGGGAAAGUUGCUGUUGGUCUCCGUAUCACCAACAUCUGACAGAGUUUUGAUAUUGUAUGUUGUAUUCUCAACUUGCCUUAUAAUAAUAUGUUAGAGCCACUGCUGUUUUAAACACUAAGACAAAGUUUGUGGGAAAGUCUGAGAGAAGACAAACUCUAGCUGCUGGUCACUGAAUCUGUCUCCACCUUCAUUUGGUACGUGAAGGCUGUUUUGUUUCACGUGUGGCUGAAUUGGGGGGUUUUUAGUGCACAAUGUUUGAAUGAAUAUUGUAAAAAAUGGCGGCGGAUGUUUCAUUUAAAGCCAAUUGUCUAAUAAAUUGAUCAAUAUUUCUCAGAAU
This is a messenger RNA of Colossoma macropomum (tambaqui), 5419 nucleotides long. RefSeq names its product SEC31 homolog A, COPII coat complex component (gene sec31a). The coding region runs from base 238 to 4320 and encodes 1360 amino acids. Gene Ontology annotation, cellular component: endoplasmic reticulum exit site; COPII vesicle coat. The record is from RefSeq and is a predicted model, not a curated record. Gene Ontology annotation, biological process: endoplasmic reticulum to Golgi vesicle-mediated transport; endoplasmic reticulum organization; intracellular protein transport. Lineage: Eukaryota; Metazoa; Chordata; Actinopteri; Characiformes; Serrasalmidae. The transcript has 29 exons. Gene Ontology annotation, molecular function: structural molecule activity; protein binding.